Messenger RNA from Drosophila bipectinata, 1812 nucleotides. RefSeq names its product PDGF- and VEGF-related factor 2 (gene Pvf2). The record is from RefSeq and is a predicted model, not a curated record. Gene Ontology annotation, molecular function: growth factor activity. Gene Ontology annotation, biological process: hemocyte migration. Lineage: Eukaryota; Metazoa; Arthropoda; Insecta; Diptera; Drosophilidae. Gene Ontology annotation, cellular component: membrane.
UCGUCGUGUGAACAUCGUUUCGUUCAAUCGGUCAGAAACAUAUAUAUAUUCCGCUCGAUGAAAUAAAACUAAAUAAAAUAUAUCCUUUUAAAAUCAAAAGGCUUCAAGGAUCAACACAAAAAAGUCCGAAAUAAAUGCAAAUGCUGUGAAAAGGAAAGAAUAGUUAGUGAAUUUUUGUGAAAAAUGCUUAUAAAAUUCCAGUGAUUAUAAAAGUACCGAAAAAAUUGAAGAAUAUUUAUAUAUUUAAUUAGAACCAUAAAUAUGAGCUUUAAAGCUAGAAUGAAUAUCCUUAUCACCCUGCUGGUGGUUGUGGCCGAAGUGGUUAGCGGCUACUCGAGGUAUUCGAUGGAUACCACAACGCACGACAUUGCUCAUAAUUAUGGGAUGAGAGACUUCACCUUGAAAUCGCACAGUGGCAUCAGUCCCCUGGCCCAGCCGAUAACACCCUCUCCCGAGGAUUACGAGGAGUACGGGGCAGUAGCACAAUGGGGCGGGCGCGUGCCACGUCAUCAGCCAUCAAUUCCCCGCAACAACCUCGCCCGUUUCUCGUACUCCGACCAUAGCAAUUAUGUCAAUGCAAAUUUUUUGGACGAUGGCUAUCAAUCUGAUCAGGCGCCUGUGGGGGAAGUGACAGCUGAGAAGAUAAAUAGAUUGGGAACCCCAGAGGCCGUCCAAGAGUCCAAGAGAACCUACAUAAAGCAAAUGGCGUCACUUACGGAACUUGCCCUGAAGCAUCGUGCGGAGAUGCGCGAAGAAGGCCGCUGCCGGAUACCAAGAAAGGAGCUAGUCUACAUGAAUGAGGAGACAAAUGUCCAGUAUAUUCCACGGGCCACGUUCCUCCAUCGAUGCAGUAUGUUCUCCGGUUGCUGUGAAUCGGGUUACUUGUGCCAGGCGAAAAACAAUACUGUGGAAAUCGUGGAGAAGGCUUUCUACGUGGCGGUCAACAACAAACAGGCGAUACCCAGGAUGAUACAGUUGCAGAAUCACACCGAAUGCGAGUGUGUGAGGAACGAGAUGCGCCGGAAACGGAGCACCAAUUGCCAGUGCCCCAAGCACUUCACCGAUUUCAGCCUGUCGGAGUCUCAGUGGGGCGACAGGAUAAACACAGUCCAGGCACAGGGGCAACGGUGUCGAUGCGACUGCCACCUGAACAAUGAAACCUGCAAGCGGCUGAAGAAUGGAGAGGAAGGCUUCUCCGUAAUGGAGCGACGUCGGAUUCUGCGCGGUGAAAGCAGUCCUCCGUUCUGCAGUUAUGGGGCUUACGAUAUGAAAAACGGACGUUGUCCGCGUCCGGGAUAUCAAAAUGCGAAUCCGAGCCUCCAGUAUCACGAAUUCCAAUCCAAUGGCCACAACGGCAAGAGCUAAACCAAAUCCCUAAACUAAUAGUACUAAACCAUAGUACUGAAACGCAUAUUGAGAGAUGUACUGUGCCACUGAAGAAGAGACUCUCAUGCCGAAGGACCUUCCACAUAUUAAGUCCUUAGUAUUAUUGCUUUUUUCUGGCUAUUAUUGAAAUCGAAAUCAAUCGAAAGCCUGUCGAAAUAUUCAAAACCAUUCGAAUAAUUUAUUAUCUUAAUGCUAAAAGGCCAGUGAAACCGGAAACUAAAAAAAUACAUACAUUUAAAUUAAUCGAAGAUGUCUUCGAGUCUCAAGAUGAAGUAUUGCCAACCUACAUUCGAGUGUACUUAAUUUAUUGUCGAUUAAGUUCAUCUCCUAAGCUCCUAAUGUAAUAUAUACUUAUAUAUGUCUUAUUAUACUUGUAGACUCUGUAUACAAUUAAAACGAAGCUUCUAGUCAUAGCAAGCGAUUUAA